This is a messenger RNA of Sitophilus oryzae (rice weevil), 2439 nucleotides long. Its product is annotated as protein tyrosine phosphatase domain-containing protein 1-like. Gene Ontology annotation, molecular function: protein tyrosine/serine/threonine phosphatase activity. Gene Ontology annotation, biological process: protein dephosphorylation; cilium assembly. The record is from RefSeq and is a predicted model, not a curated record. The transcript has 9 exons. Lineage: Eukaryota; Metazoa; Arthropoda; Insecta; Coleoptera; Curculionidae. Bases 573 to 2369 code for a protein of 598 amino acids.
AUAGACUCUCCCUGUAGAAGAAAUAAUUUAACUAAUACUAAAAUUUUCUACUAUUUAUAGUACAUUUCAUGUAGAUUUAGAAUACAACAACCUAUAAAAGCUUUAGGAUACCAUAAGUAAUGUUUAUAUUGAUUUUGUGAUAUCUCCCUAAAAAAUCAACGGAUUUGUGGCUAUAUUUAUAAUAGUUCUGUUUUUCGUAGGCGGUCUUUUUAAGCCCUGAAGAGAAUAAUUUUCAGCCCUGAAAAUACGUUAAGCAACCCUUCAGGUUUCCUGUUAUUACAAUCAGCUCCAUAAUAUAGAGUUCUAAAGGAAAUUAUAGCGUCCUUGUGAAAUGAACUGACGCAAUGCGCACGUAUUUUUAUUUUUUCUAAAUGAAAACAAACUCCCACUUUCCAUAGCGUGUUCUUUUAAAUGAAACUAUCGAAUAAAUAUAGGCAUGCGCCACUAACUCCAAAGAAAGUUCCCCGUCCGUGUAAGCCCGUUUCCCUUAAGGGUAGUUUAAAUAAAUUUCCCUGCGAACAAGAAUCAUACACGGUCCUCCAAAUGUAUACUACGUAUACGUAAUCCAAGACAUGAACGUGAAUGAUUUGAAAAGCAACAGCAAUGUGGAAACGGUACAGGCCAACUAUAACAAGCUCUCGGAUCAUAUCAGGAGGCUUACGCCCCACGGGAUACAGUGCAGUAUUUUUUGCGGGGGGGUCAAUUGUAAAUACGAAACCCCCGAGAAUUGGAAGCCAGACAGUUUAGCUAUCCAGGGAAUAUAUUCUCAUUGGGUAACUGAUGAUAUUUUAGCAAUGGCACGUCCUAGUACCAUGGUAAUAAUUCAAAAAAAUGUCAUACAACAAUUUGAAAGUUUGGGUAUUAAAUCGAUAAUUAAUUUACAAUGCCCGAGAGAACACUCCAGUUGUGGACAGCCUUUGGAAAGUUCUGGCUAUUCAUACGACCCUAAUAUAUUUAUGGAACAAAAUAUAUAUUAUUACAAUUUUGCCUGGAAAGAUUAUGGAGAUGCAACACUGGAAGGUCUCUUAAAUAUGGUUAAAGUGGUAGCUUUUGCUUUAACUGAAGGCAGAGUAGCAAUCCACUGUCAUGCAGGAUUGGGUAGAACAGGUGUUCUUAUAUCGUGUUACUUGGUUUUCUCUCUAAGAGUUACUGCUAACGAAGCUAUUCGCUUUGUAAGGUUUAAAAGACCAGGGUCAGUCCAGACCAGAGGACAAAUCCUUUGUGUUCGCCACUUUGCACAAUUUAUAUUGCCCCAAACCAUUAGCUAUUAUAUCAAAGAAAACGCUUCGAAGGAUAAAUAUAUGAACGAAUUUACGUUGCACAGAUUUUUAAAAAGGCAAAGAGUGGUGCUGCAUGGUUACGAAGAAAGAAAUUUUAAGUAUCUUCCAAAGAUUGUGUAUGUUACUUGCGAGAGACUUUUAAAAUUAUGCGCUUGUUCAGAUGCCGCUGAUUAUCAACACAAAAAUAUGCCUUUUACUACAGAUUUUUAUACCGAAAGAGUUUACAAUGGCAUGAAAAGGCAUGAAAGUAGUUAUAGUAUAGCAAGUAUUCCUAGUCCGAAUACUGAAACAAUUUUUCUGAACGUACAAAGUGAAUCACCGUCUCCAUCAAGCCCAAAUAAAUCAGAGAAUGGUGAUUUAACAGAUUCCUUUUCUGAUAUCAGUACAUUAGAUGGAGAUGAGAUCAGCGAAGAACUUUUACUGGAGAAUCGCUGUUUUCAAGAACUGGAAACGCAAAAAAGUUUUGCACAAGAUCAUAACAAUGAAGAUAUGAUUAUACACGAUGUUCAAGAAGUUGUUAACGUACUUAUGACUGAUUAUAGCAAGUCAGACAACGACUAUAAAAAGAAAGUGCGAUCCUAUGAAAAUGAAAUAAAUUGCUCUCAAGUUGGUUGGUUAAAAUUAGCUCUUGAGACAGACUUAAGCAUCCUAGCUGCUUUACUUUUUGAGUGGUUUGAAGGAUUAAAGUUUCCUGUGCUUAAAUUAGAGCAUUAUGAACAAAUUGUUGUUUUAUAUAAACAAACAGAGACAUGCUUUCAAAAGUUUGGACUUGAAGAAUCUUAUUUGAUUGAAUACUUGCUUAGUUUUCUAUCAAGGUUACAACCUAUAGGCAAAACAGUUCUUGAAAAUAUGUUAAAGAGAUUUAUAGCAGCAUUAUCUAAACAAAGUGUUGUAAUUAAUGAUAAUAUUGUUCCCUCAGAAAAAGGAUUUAAAAGAAUGGGAGAUGGUACUCUGACAUGCGCUUUAAAGCUAUUUGAGGAUCUUUAUGAAUUGAUUGAAAAUCAUCAUAAGCAAAGAACAUCUUUAUUAACUGUUGAGGAAAAAGGUUCAGAUAACGAACACGAUGAGUUGGACAUUGGCUUCCAAUAAAAUUAUUUUUAUAUAUUUAAUUCCAUAUAUUUAUACUUAUUUUGCAUCUUGGCGAUUGAAACAAGUUUUC